GUCAUCAGUCAGAGCAACAGAUUCCCUCCGCAUCAUCUGUUCGGCUGAGAACUCGUCUGAAAACACAUCAGUGGCUCACGUCCUUUAUCUCAACACUGAACCACAUCUGGCUUUUUGGCUGUUUAGAUAUCUACAAGAAAUUCAGAGAUGAAAAGCUGAUGGACUCUGUCUACAGAAAUUCAACUACUGAAAGAAUGGAAAAGAUUCAAGUCACUAUAAGGAAGUGACACUUUACUAAUAACAGGAAGUAAAUGCUGCAUCGCUCUUAAAGAAGCACUAGUUCAGAGACUUCGACAGUUGAGGGCGUGAGAACAAGAGAUCAAGAGACAGAAGCAAGAUGGUUCAAUUCAGAUGGAUUAACAUGUCUUUAUUUGUGAUACUGGGGCUUCAGUUUACAGCGGUAAUUGGACAGAACCCCCCCUCCUUCAUUGCCAGCGUUGGAGAUGAAAUCACUUUGCCUUGUGAAAAUGUGAUAAAAAACCAGGACAAAUGUGACAGUACUUCUUGGGUUGUCAGUCGUCAUAUUCGGUCAUCAUCACAAGAGCUGGUUAAUCUUGGGCAGAUUUGGAAAAAUGAGAUUUCCAAAGCUAAAUCCGACCGACUCAGCGUUACAGCAAAAUGUUCUCUGGUUAUAAAAAAUGUCACAGUCGAGGAUGUUGGUCGUUACUCCUGCAGACAGUUCAGAUCAGGACAACAACAAGGUCCAGAUGCUCAUGUUCAACUGUCUGUUAUUAACAUGGAUCAACAUCAGAACAAUGAUACAGACAUCUUGUUCUGCACUGUGUUGACGUAUGAAGGGUGUGAAUACACAGUCGAGUGGUUGUAUGAGGGUAAUAAGAAUGACUUGGAGACGUCACAGCUUACCUGUUCAGCCACUGUGACAUUUACAACUCCUCCUCUUGAUCAGAAGUCAAACUAUUAUGAGUUACUGAAGUGUAACGUGACAGAUAAUAAGAGUGGACAAAGGCUGCUGUGUAAUGUUGGCCUCCAGUCCUCGUGUGAGAAAACAGGAAGCACAUUAGUGGCGAUAUCAGAAAAGGAUGAAACAAAACAAGAUUUGUGGUGGGUCAUCAUUGUGGCUGUGGGUUUAGCAGCACUCUUAAUAAUCAUUGUUGUUGUUGUCAUCAGACGGAAGAAAACUAAAGGGAACAAAACACAGAUGGAUGAAAAUGUGGGACUGAGCUUGAACCCUGCAGUGACUCAGCCUGAUCCAGAGACCAGGCAGGACAUGGCGGAUCCUGAAGAUGGUGUUUCCUACGCCUCCAUCAGCUACACCAAGAAGACCAACAGUAAAGCCCUGGUUUGCAGUAAAGAUGAUGAUGAUGAUGCAGCAGUGACCUACAGCACUGUGAAAGCUUCCUCUUCUUCUGCCGGAGCCUCAUCUGAUCCCAGCAACCUCUACGCCACCGUCAACAAACCAAACAAAGAAGAGGCCACAGUGUAGUUACAGCUCAUAUCAUUAGUUUUUUUUUUUACACUGAUAACUAAUAAGAAAACCAAGUCAGUUUUUAUUCGGCGAGAGCUUUUCACAAGAAUUCACUCGUACUGUGUUACCAAUAUGUAUUGAUACUUUUAAUUAACCAUUAACCUUUAAAAAUUGUAUAUGCAGUCAAAAGCCUGGAGAGCAUUUAAUAUUUAUUUAUAUUUUUGUAUAUAACCCUAAUGCACUGCAGAUUAAUGACAUUGUUAUUGAUACAUGAAGGGAAAGACAAAAACUUUAUUAUAAUAUUGAAAUUUUACAUUUCAGUUCUUACAUGAACAUGUGACCAGAAUUGUUUUUAUGAUCAUUUUCAAGAUUUAUUGUUGUAAUAAACCUUUCUGUCCAGAAGGGUUUAGUAGGUGAACUAGUAAACUAGUAAAAAAGUAAAAGUAAGAACCUGAUAUUCGUAUGGCUGGUUUCUUUAAUAAUCUCUUUUUUUCUGUAUCACCUCUAAUUGUUUCAUAUGCAAUAAUUUUAACAUUUAGUUUGCUAAGAACUCAAACAAAAAAAAGAUGCUGAGAGGAAGUGGGUUGUGACAUCCCUUAUCCACACUGAAUCACCCGUAAGAGUCGUACUAAACAAGUGAAUGAGUGGAAACUGUGGAAGACCAAAAGGGAUAUAUUUUCACUUUCUUUCACCUGCUGCACCAGGUCUUGAGCACUGACUGGUUCGUACAGCAACGAGAUACGUUAAAAAACAGCAACUGACAUAAGAGAAAAAGGAAAGUCACUAUGAGGAAGUGACACCUUACUAAUUACAGGAAGUAGAUACUAUAUUUCUCUUUAAGAAGACUUUGACUGUCGAGAGAGUGAUAGCAAUCUUUGUUUUAGUAAUGCUAUUCUAAUUUAACUCAGACAGCCAAGUCUGCUGUUUGUUUUUAACAUAGUGAUUUUAGCGGACUCUUGUAAGGAUGAGACACAUUUGUAAGCAUCUGUUGUAUCUAAAAUCAUCCUCAUAAUAACUCUAAACAUAAUUACCUUGUUCUUACUUCAGUUCAUUUUUCAUAUUUAUCUCUCAUCUUCUCAGUUGCAGCAGCAACCAGACAGCUUCCUGUUCCUACGCUGUCAGAGUUGGAGAUGAAGUCACUUUGUCUUGUGAAAAUGUGAUAGACGGUCAGCGAAAAUGUGACAGUACUACAUGGCUCUUUGCUGGUUCAGGAUACACAGCAGCUGUAGAGCUGGUUAGACUUGGGCAGAUUGGUGAAAUCUCCAAAGCUAAACAGACAGACUGAGUGUUACAGCGAGCUGUUCUCUGCUUAUAAAGAAGGUCACAGUCGAGGAUGUUGGUCGUUAUGACUGUCAACAGUUCAAAUCAGGAGAAUUUAAACAAGGUCAAGAUGCUCAUGUUCAUCUGUCUCUUAUUAACAUGACUGAACAUGAGGACCCUGAUAAGGUGGCGUUAACCUGCUCUGCGUUCACACAUGGACAGUGUGGACACACAGUGAAGUGGCUGUAUGAGGGUAAAGACAACAAAGAUUUAAAGACAUCACAGUCUUACUGCUCGGCCAAUGUGACCUUUAAGACUUCUCAUUUUAUGUACACAUCAAAGAAUUACGAGUUACGAGAUGGUAACACUGAAAAAGUGCAUCUGUUUACCUUCAGCCCUCAGUCCUCCAGGGGAAGGAAUCAGGUGAGAAUAUGACAAGUUGUUUAAAAUCACUUAAUACCAAUGUGAAAAAUAAAAUACAUUGUUUAUUUGAUGGUUUUGAAGGUUUUAGAUGACAUCAUUGCUUCUCAUUUAGUUACUGCAGAUGGACAACAAGAGCAUAUCACACAUCGACUGAUAUGAUAUGUGUGACUCAUGGGUGCAGUGUUUGUACCAUUACAAAUUGCUUGAUUUAGUAAGAAAAAUUGCAAAUGAAUGUUUCAUAACUUUAGCGUUAAAAUCACUUACAAUGAUUUUGUUAAAAAAAAACAUUUUAAACAAAACAGAAAGCUGCAGCAAAAAUGUGUAAUGUUUUCAUUUUCAUUCCAGAUUGAUGGUGGUACAUCCUUGUGGCUGUGGGUUUAGCAGCACUCUUGAUAAUUGUUGUUGCCGUCGUACGAUGGAGGAGAACUAAAGCAAACAAAACAUAGAUGGGUGUCAACAUUGCUGAUCCUGAUGGUGUUUCCUACGCCUCCAUCGGCUACACCAAGAAGACCAACAGUAAAGCCCGGUUAAGCUGUCUGCUUGAUUAUACUUGUGUUGGCAGUGAAUGAGGAAUUUGUUUUUUCAGAAAUGAAAUGAAUUAAGUUUUUUAUCCAUCAAAGCUUAUGUAUUUAGUGAUUAAAGUUGUGAUGUCAAUCAUUCUGUCAUUGUCGUUGCUUUUGCGUUGUUGGAUUUCAUGAUGGUGUUUUGCUGUUUAUGUUACCUUUCAUCAUGUAGCAUUGCCAUGUUACGCUACGUCAUAUGUCCCGUUGUGUCAUUUUUGUGGGGCAUGUGUCUCUGAAUAUAUUAUCCUGAUGCUCUCACUCAUUUAUUUACAGUAUGCAGCGUUGACUGCUUUUGUGUAUGUUACAUCAUAUUUUUUUAGAAUGAUCUAAUGUUUUUUCCCCAUUAUAUUUCAUUUCCAGGCUUUAUUGCUGUAAAAUGCUUUUUGUCCAGAAGGUGGUGUAGUAGGAAGUAGUGAUCAAACAUUCAUAAGGCUGUUUGCUUUAAACAUAAAGUUGUCAGUGAUGGAUGUACCAGUGUUAGGUAACAGUUCAAAGACUUUGAGUUUUUUUAUUUGUUUAAUCUGUUUUAUCACUUUUUAAGCUAUGUACCACAUGUAAUUGUUUCAUAUGCAAUAAUGUUAAUAUUUAUUUCUUUGUUCAGUUUAAUUCAAAUAUCCUGGUGCUCUGAAAGGGCUUUAGAGCUAACUGAAAGGAGGUGCAAUGUGACAUUUUGACUGAAUAAAUGAUUUCACCCUUGA
Siniperca chuatsi (mandarin fish) is the source of this 4370-nucleotide messenger RNA. RefSeq lists its product as uncharacterized. Gene Ontology annotation, biological process: interleukin-15-mediated signaling pathway; positive regulation of ERK1 and ERK2 cascade; T cell activation. NCBI's taxonomy places the organism in Eukaryota, Metazoa, Chordata, Actinopteri, Centrarchiformes, Sinipercidae. The transcript is spliced from 12 exons. The record is from RefSeq and is a predicted model, not a curated record. The coding region runs from base 338 to 1444 and encodes 368 amino acids. Gene Ontology annotation, cellular component: external side of plasma membrane; membrane raft. Gene Ontology annotation, molecular function: MHC class II protein binding; protein tyrosine kinase binding.